AUGUCGGUUUCCGCCCUCCUUCGAAGCCGUGUGCGACGGCCCUCGUACCUCAGUCGCCUGGCCAAGGCCGAAGACCUCCUUGAUCAUUUUCCUCAUGGCGCAUACAUCGGCUGGUCCGGUUUCACAGGUGUUGGAUAUCCCAAAAAAGUCCCCACGGCUCUGGCAGAUCACGUCGAGAAGAACGGCCUCGAGGGCAAGCUGAAAUAUACACUCUUUGUCGGUGCGUCGUCCGGCGCAGAGACGGAGAACCGCUGGGCGCGAUUGAACAUGAUUGAGCGUCGAAGCCCUCACCAGGUCGGCAAGGAGAUUGCCAAGGGCAUCAACAAUGGCAAUAUUAAGUUCUUCGAUAAGCAUCUGAGCAUGUUUCCGGCCGAUCUUACUUAUGGCUGGUACACAAGAGACAGGCCGAACAACAGAAUUGACGUCGCUGUUAUCGAGGCGUCCGCUAUCACAGAGGACGGAGGAAUCAUCCCAGGAGCAUCUGUCGGUGCCUCUCCAGAGCUUGUGCAGAUGGCGGAUAAGAUCAUCAUUGAAGUCAACACCGCUAGCCCCUCGUUCGAGGGUUUGCACGACAUCACCAUGUGCGAUGUCCCUCCCCGCCGGAAGCCCUACCUCAUCAUGCAACCCGAGGACCGCAUCGGAACCCCUCACAUUCCCGUCGACCCUGAGAAGGUCAUCGCCAUUGUCGAAUCCGACUACCCCGACCAAACGCAGCCCAACGCCCCUGAGGACGCGGGCUCGCAAGCCAUCGCCUCAAACCUAAUUGAAUUCCUCAAGCACGAAGUCACUCGCGGCCGCCUCCCGCAGAACCUCCUCCCCAUCCAAUCCGGCAUCGGUAACAUUGCCAACGCCGUCAUUGGCGGCUUGAGCAAGGGCGGUGCUGAUUUCACAAACCUCAAGGUGUGGACUGAGGUUUUGCAGGAUUCCUUCCUCGACCUGUUCGACAGCGGAAACCUUGAUUUCGCGACAGCGACCUCCAUCCGCUUCUCUCCUGAUGGAUUCAAGCGGUUCUACGAUAACUGGGAGCGCUACGCUGGAAAGCUCCUCCUGCGCUCGCAGCAGGUCUCCAACAGCCCUGAGAUCAUCCGCCGCCUGGGCUGCAUUGGAAUGAACACGCCCGUCGAAGUGGAUAUCUACGCGCACGCGAACAGCACUUGUGUCAUGGGCUCACGCAUGCUCAACGGACUCGGUGGCUCCGCCGACUUCCUCCGUAACUCCAAGUACAGUAUCAUGCACACGCCUAGCACGCGUCCCUCGAAGACGGAUCCCACCGGUGUCAGCUGCAUCGUUCCCUUCUGCACACACAUUGACCAGACGGAGCACGAUCUCGACGUCGUUGUCACAGAGCAGGGUCUUGCCGAUGUCCGCGGCCUCUCCCCCCGCGAGCGCGCCCGCGAAAUCAUCAAGAAGUGCUCGCACCCCGACUACACGCCCAUCCUGCAGGACUACUUUGACCGCGCCGAAUUCGAGUGCCUGAAGAAGGGCAUGGGCCAUGAGCCGCACCUGCUCUUCCAGGCGUUCAAGAUGCACCAGAACCUGCAGGAGAAGGGCACGAUGAAGAUCGACAGCUGGGAGUAG
Aspergillus calidoustus is the source of this 1578-nucleotide messenger RNA. The record is from the annotation of a GenBank genome assembly. NCBI's taxonomy places the organism in Eukaryota, Fungi, Ascomycota, Eurotiomycetes, Eurotiales, Aspergillaceae.